AUGAGAAUCUUUGCAAUAUUAUUGGGCUCCGCCGUGUUGGUCCUUUGCAUGAUCAAAGUCAGCGAGGCGGUCGUCUGUACGUCGCCUGGUGUGCCAACCGACUGCAUUGAUUGCACGGAUGAGCUAAACGCAGAUGACGCGGAGUGCUUGGCCAUCACAACGACCACAACGGCGGCAACGUCAGAAUCAGCGACAACAACAACAACGGAGGCAACAUCAGGAUCAGCGACAACAACAACAACAGCUGCAACAGCUACAACAGCUACAACAGUCCGUAGCAGACGUAACCCCAGGCGAAAGGUUGUCAGGGUGACCAAUUUGCAGUACACGAAUGUCCGUCGCAUCAGGGUUAAUCGCAAUCGGGCACCAGCCGCGUCCUUCAAGAAGCGUCAAAAUAAUGCGCGUGUUGUGGUUGUGGGCUAA
Messenger RNA from Drosophila montana, 423 nucleotides. RefSeq lists its product as uncharacterized. The transcript has a single exon. Bases 1 to 423 code for a protein of 140 amino acids. NCBI's taxonomy places the organism in Eukaryota, Metazoa, Arthropoda, Insecta, Diptera, Drosophilidae. The record is from RefSeq and is a predicted model, not a curated record.